AUGGUGACUGAAGGUGGUGAUGAUGACACUGAUGAUGAUAACAGCGAUGCUGAGACAGUGAUGUUUUUGCUGUACCGAUUGUUGCUACUGUGUCAUCGAAUACAGUGGGAGAGGCUACCAGAAAUGAAUAAUAUUCAUUUGGGCUAUUUGGAGUUUGCAUCAACUUCGCAGCAGUGUCGCAUUUCCUCGGAUAACAAAGCCUGA
This is a messenger RNA of Gongylonema pulchrum, 204 nucleotides long. Lineage: Eukaryota; Metazoa; Nematoda; Chromadorea; Rhabditida; Gongylonematidae. The record is from the annotation of a GenBank genome assembly.